This is a messenger RNA of Chrysoperla carnea, 986 nucleotides long. Its product is annotated as EP300-interacting inhibitor of differentiation 3-like. Gene Ontology annotation, cellular component: Smc5-Smc6 complex; nucleus. Gene Ontology annotation, biological process: DNA repair. The record is from RefSeq and is a predicted model, not a curated record. The transcript is spliced from 5 exons. The coding region runs from base 68 to 970 and encodes 300 amino acids. Lineage: Eukaryota; Metazoa; Arthropoda; Insecta; Neuroptera; Chrysopidae.
UUUCGAAUUAAAAACAGCUGAGUUAUUUCAAUUUCAAGUUUUCGAAAAAAUUUUAAACAUUUCCAAAAUGAACACAAGAAAUAAAACAAAGCAAAUUUUAUAUGAACAAUUAAAUCGUGCAACUCAAUUACAGGAAGAUGGUGAUACUAGUUUGGAAACUUUGGAUAUUCUCAAAGAGAUUAUCGAACAAACAAAUCGAUGUACUAUCGAUACUGAUAUUAAAGAUCGGGCAUGUAAUACAGAUGAAGUAUUAUUGGAUGCUAAAAUCAUUUCUUCCUCAACGAAUUUUUGUUUGAAUGCAGUCGAUGCCUUCGAUAUUCAUAUGGAUGCAUAUAAUCUUGAUGAUUUCGCUAGACAUUUAGCAGUGUAUUUAAAAGAUGACGAUGAAGAAUAUUUGAAUUGGGAGAAAUUAGAAGAUGAUGCGAUCGAUAGUUUCAAAUUAGGACCAUCAUUUUGCUACUUAUUUGGUACAUUUAAAGAGAAAGAAAUCACUCCAACACAAACACAACGUACACGUACGGCUCGUGGAAAAUUUGAAGCAUGUGCAAAACAAAAACCGGACAAUAUACAUGUGGUGAACAAAGAAGAAGAAGGCGUUGAUGAAACUGUUAAAAGUAUGCUGUCAAUAUUACGUGAACAUUGUAAAACAAAACAGAUUUCAAGUGUAUCGUAUUUUCAUUUUAUUAUCGAUGAUGAUUUCACUAAAACAAUUGAAAAUAUCUUCCAUUUUGCAUUUUUAAUACGAGAUGGUGCUAUACAAAUUUAUUUAGAAGAAGAUAAUUUACCAUAUGCAAGACCCGUUUCAAAGUCCAGUGAGCGUAAUCAAGAAAAUAGUGAUUUAGAAAAUACUCAACAGGUUCUGUCUCUCGAUUGGCAUGAUUGGAUGAGUUUAAAGAAAUAUUUGAAUAUUGAAAAAGGAAUAUAUUCUACGUUAAAAGAAUCUAAACAACGAAAAGAAACUUAUUAUUAAUUAUUAUUUAUGUUAA